This is a messenger RNA of Penicillium argentinense, 1146 nucleotides long. RefSeq names its product glycoside hydrolase family 28 protein. The record is from RefSeq and is a predicted model, not a curated record. NCBI's taxonomy places the organism in Eukaryota, Fungi, Ascomycota, Eurotiomycetes, Eurotiales, Aspergillaceae. The transcript is spliced from 5 exons. Bases 1 to 1146 code for a protein of 381 amino acids. Gene Ontology annotation, molecular function: polygalacturonase activity. Gene Ontology annotation, cellular component: extracellular region. Gene Ontology annotation, biological process: pectin catabolic process.
AUGCAUGCGCACAAGCUUUUGACCUCUGCGGUGGUGGCUUCCUUCGCAGCCUGCGUGCUCGCCUCGCCUGCCCCCGAGCCCGCCAUCACCGAGGCGCCAAGUCUAGCAAAGAGAGCGACAACAUGCACGUUCUCUGGGUCCACCGGAGCCUCCAAGGCCAGUGUGUCGCAGCAGUCCUGCUCUACCAUUGUUCUUUCUGACGUCGCUGUGCCCUCCGGAACGACUCUGGAUCUGAGCAAGCUGAAGGAUGAUACCACGGUCAUCUUUCAGGGACAGACGACAUGGGGCUACAAGGAAUGGUCGGGGCCUUUGCUGAGGAUCUCCGGAAACGGCAUUACGAUCAAGGGCGACACUGGCGCGUCCCUGGACGGACAGGGCGCCCGCUGGUGGGAUGGAGAAGGAUCCAAUGGCGGCAAGACCAAGCCCAAGUUCUUCUACGCUCACGAUCUGACCUCGUCAACAAUCACCGACCUUUACAUCUAUAACACCCCCGUCCAGGCUGUCAGCAUCAAUGGAUGCGAUGGACUCACCAUCACCGAUAUGACCAUCAACAACGAAGCCGGCGAUAGUGCCGGUGGCCACAAUACCGACGGGUUCGACAUUGGCAGUAGCAACAAUGUGGUAAUUACCGGGGCGAACGUUUACAAUCAAGAUGACUGCGUUGCGGUUAAUUCUGGGACGAGCAUCACCUUCAGCGGUGGUGUUUGCUCGGGUGGGCAUGGAUUGUCCAUCGGAAGUGUGGGUGGUCGCAGUGACAACACCGUUGACACCGUGACCUUUAAGGACUCGAAAGUCAAGGAUUCCACCAACGGGAUUCGUAUCAAGGCGCGCAAAGAUGAAACAGGCUCGAUUACGGGUGUCACCUAUUCCGGCAUCACUCUGCAGAAUAUUACCAAAUACGGUGUUCUGAUUGAGCAGAACUACGACGGCGGCGAUCUCAAGGGUGACCCAACCAGCGGCAUCCCCAUCACCGACCUGACGGUCAAGGACAUCUCGGGCACGAGUGCGGUGAGCUCGAGCGGAUACAACUACGCCAUCGUAUGCGGCUCCGGUGCUUGCUCCGACUGGACCUGGUCGAAUGUCAAGGUCAGCGGGGGCAAGACCUACGGCAGUUGCCAAAAUGUUCCCAGCGUGGCUAGUUGUUGA